CCAAAAAGACGACUUUUUGUGACCACUAUCGGGUAACUACUUUAUAUUCUCAGAUAUUAUGUAAAAAUAUUAUAAAAAUCUUGUCUCAAACUCGUCAAGUGUGAAACUUGCAAAUUUUCAAGUAUUUUGAAAAAAACCCGAAAAUUUGUGACCAUUGUUGGCAUUGUUGUAAGCCAACCAGCUCACGCGUAACACUCACGUCUAGAAGGAGGAAAUCUGUCUUGUCCAAUCACAUCGCUCGUAGCAUUCACUCUUACUUUGCAAGAUGGACGCGUAUACGUCCUCGUCUUUGUCAUCAGAAACGGACGAUUCUGAUGGAAAAACGUCCUCAUACUGUUUUAUUCAUGUUAUCCAGACUCACGGAAGGGUAAUUCCAUUUUCUGAGAAGAGUUUUAAGAAGUUUUUAGAGUGCUCUAUUUUGUGGGGGAAGAUAGAGGAUCGUCCAGAAAGUAUCGUCGCAGCCAAGGCAGAUGGACUCCGAUAUGAAGAUCUAUGCACAACAACACAUGAUCGCCGAAAAGGACAAGGAAGGGCUGGUUAUCAUCCUGAUUGCUAUCGUCAUUAUUGCAAUGUGACUACCAUUAAGAGAGCCCAGGACAAGGCAGCAAAACUACAAUUGUCAAAAGAAGAUGAAGACGUACCAGAAAGUCAUCAGGGGACAUCAGACGGGAUGGAAUCAGAGCCAAAACGUCUCUUAAGGUCUGAUGCAAGGAAAAGUUCGUGUCGAGGGAGGCCUCAUGUGCUACCUGUCGAGUGUAUAAUUUGUAAGAACAAUAAGUAUGUACGAGAAAGCUAUUCGCGCAAAAGGAAAGUAGAAAGACUAGUUAGAUGUGAAACACUUACAGGGGGGCAGCUUUUAAAAGCAGCUGAAAUUCGUAAAGAUGAGCAUAUGCUCCUUCAAAUCAGGGAAAAGGAUCUUGUGGCUCUUGAGGUCCGUUAUCACAGGUCAUGUUAUUUGUCUUACUGUAAAGUAGUGAAGCCAAGGAUAGAAAAUAAUUUGCCAUUCAAACAAAUCUACGAACUGUCAUAUAGUAGGUUCUGUCAGGAUAUAAUUGAACAGAGGAUAAUACGUGGGCAGGAAAUCCUACGCCUUACAAAGCUAUUGAAGCUUUUUGUGAAGACAGUCAAAGAAGUAGAAGGACUAGAAGCAGGUAGCUACAAAAGUGCCAACUUGAAAAGAAGAUUGAAGGAGUCUUACCCUGUACUGUGCUUUAGUAGACCUUCACGGCAGUAUGAAAGCGAAAUUGUAUUUGUGGAGAGCCUUCAUGUAGAAGAUGUCAUUGAGUCAGCUGUAGCAGACGUCUCUAGUGAGGAAAGCCAGAGCGAGAGUGAUGGUAGUAUGCGCCCAACUAAAGUUCGCUCUGAUCAGCAAAUUCUGAGAAGUUUGUAUACGGCUGCCGGAAUAAUCAAGAAUGCACUAGAGGGGGUGGACUUGAAGACAACCUGGCCUCCAACAUCAGACUACUUGACUAUUGAACAGAGUAAGAGGCUUGUUCCUUGGCAGCUAUUCAAUUUCUUAGCAUGGAUGUCGGGAGUCAAUCAAGAGCCAAAAGAAGAUAUGGUAGAAGUGUCACAUGAUGAUGAACGGAAGAUUCUCUCUCUAGCGCAAGACAUCAUGUACCUGAAGACAAAAGGGAGAUGUGUGUUACCAAAGCACAACGCUCUUGGAAUGGCAGUACGACAUCUUACAGGCUCAGCCAAACUCAUUGGGAUUCUAAAUGGGCUUGGCCAUAGCGUGUCAAGGCCAGUGGUCCUCGAGCAUGACACUGCCCUUGCUAAACGGCAACUUGCAUUGGGUCAUGCAAUACUUCCGGACGGUAUUCAGCCCAUCUUCACCACUCUUGUGUAUGAUAAUAAUGAUUUCGGAGAAGAAACCAUAAGUGGGAAGGGUACAACUCACAACACCAACGGUAUUAUUAUCCAGCACCCAUCCAGCCAACCAAACAAUGAACAGCCUAAAGUAGCCGUACCAAAGGCGAGGAAGAUCACUUUUGAGGUCCCUCCACAAGAGCUCAUGACCUACUUUGGACGUAGGAAAAUUGGUCCUAAACCAUUUGACAGAAUUGGCCUAGAUUGCAAGGUGUACCAGAAUGCACAGAAGAACGCAAGAGAUGUGGACGUAGCAUGCAGGUUGUUGAAGACAGUUGAGUUGGGUGAAAAAUUGUUCCCAGGAUGGACCGGGAUGAAUGUCAUGCUGAGUAAACCUGUUUCGCUUCAGUCUACAGUCCGCUACCUUCCAAUAAUUGAUGCGAGUCCAACAGAAUUCGACACAGUCAACACAAUCCUUGCUCAUACCUUGUCGAUAGCAGACGCCCUCAAGCAAGAAGCAGUUGUUCUUGUUUUUGACCAAGCCAUCUACUCGAAGGCUCAGCAGAUACGAUGGGCUAACGACCUUUAUCACAAGAGGAUAAUCAUUCGCUUGGGGGCAUUUCACACUGCCUUAUCAAUGCUUGCCUGUGUUGGAAAGCGGUUUGGAGAUGCUGGUCUGGAGAACCUAAUGAUCGAGUCAAAUAUUGUAGCCCAAGGUUCCAUUAAUGGAGUUCUCAGUGGACACCAUUACAAUCGAAGCAUCCGAGCUCACAAGUGCAUCGUUGAAGCCUUGGAACGUUUACGUUGGCAAGCCUAUAUGAACUCCCUAUCAGAUGUGGAGUAUGCAUCUACAUAUGAGAUCCUUUCCAAGCUUCAGUCAGAUUUUCCAACAUUUUCUUUCACAGAGUUUGUACAAGGAGAGGAUUAUCAGGCUAUGGUAUCUUCCUAUCGUUCUUUUGUCGAACAGCGUUCUGCACAAGAUCCAACAUUUGCUCUCUGGUCCAGCUAUAUAGAGAUGGUGGAAGUCAUCCUUCUGUUUCUACGUGGGACAAGGCAAGGAGAUUGGCAAUUACAUCUAUCUUCUAUUCGCAGCUUCCUUCCCUGGUUUUUCGCAUAUGAUCGCACAAAUUAUGCAAGAUACCUUCCUGUCUAUUGGCAUGAGAUGAAUGAGCUGCCCAACAGCCAUCCACUAAUUCAUGAGGCUUUCAUGGAAGGGAAGUUUGUUGUCCAUCGGCAGACCGACCACGGAUUUUGUGGUGUGGCUUGUGAUCAGACUAUAGAGCAAACUUGCAACAGGGACACAAAAACUAAAGGUGGUAUGAUAGGAUUUACAAGAAACAAAGGUGCAGUUGCUCGUUGGAUUCUCUCUCAACAGGAAAGGAGUGCUAUCAGCAAGCAGUGUGAAAAGAUGGCUGGAAAGGAUGACACAUCUGCCGUCAAAAAGGAUCUUCUGUUGGCAAACAUGGAGAAAUUUGAGAGAGAUGUACGUGCUGUCGUUGAAACAGUAGAGUCCAUGAUCAAUCCCUUCCAGGAAAAUAAUGAAGAACUCCUUCAUAUAGCAUCAGGAACUAUAGCUUCUAGUGAAGUAUGCAAGGAUUACACAGAAGCCUAUGCAAGUGGUGAUGAAGCAUUCAAGGCUUUCUCAGAAGAAUGUCUCCAGGGAGAUGAAGACCUCUUCAGAGUGAUAAAAAAGCAGAAAAGGAAGACUUUUGCCACAAUGAGUAAGUCUUCCACAACCAAAGUGAAGGGGAAAGAGAUUACCAUCAAAGCAGAUCGUAGCCUUUUCCAACGACUGGUAAUUAUUGCAGGAGCUAGAAAACUAGAUAUUCAAAAUAUGAUGACAUAUAAUCUAGGUCCUCUCCCACUUGCUCUAGCAACGGUUGAUGGUUCAUUGACCAAGACUACAAAGGCAUCUCUACUUCAUGCCAUAGAAUCUAGUGUGGAGCCUGCUCCCCUAGUAGAAGGAAUUCCGCUUAACAGUGUUUGGGUAAUUGAUGGAAUGGCGAUGCUACAAGAAAUACCUCAGAAGGCUGUGCCAUCUACUUUUGGUGAACUAUCAAGAUAUGUAAUUCAACAGCUUGUUCGCCUUGCACACAGUGCCCGUAGUGAUACUAUACACUUUGUAGUUGACACGUAUCGAUCCAUCAGUAUCAAGGCGGCAGAGAGAGGAAGAAGAGCUGCAAGCGGAAGUCAGCUCACAAAGAUCUACGGUAUGGAGCAGAAAGUACCAAACCAGUGGAAGAAAUUUCUUUCAUCUAGUCAAAACAAAGAGGCUUUGAUCCGCUUCCUAUUCCAGACAUGGCAAGAGAAUCCGAAUCUGCUUCAAGAUGUCAAAGUCAUCAUGGCUCAUGAUGAAAGCUGUCAUUUGCUCCAGAAUUUAGAUGGGGUACUAAAGAUUGAAGCCCUGAGUCAGCUUCAUUGUAAUCAUGAGGAAGCAGAUACCAGGCUCUUUCUGCAUUGUCAGUAUGCUGCUGCAUGUCUGCCUUCAUCUUCGACCACUUCACCAGCAGUCAUCAUUAAGAGCCCAGACACAGAUGUGUUUAUUAUCGGGGUUGCAAAGGCACAUGAAAUUCAGGCCCAGCUACUUUUCCAUACUGGUAGGGGCAAUAACAAACGUACAGUCAACCUGACAGCUAUAAGAUCUCAUCUCGGGGAUAGUGUUGCAAAUGCUCUCAUCGGCCUCCACUGCUUUUCAGGAUGUGAUUCUACGAGUUGCUUCUAUGGAAGGUCAAAGAAAAAGGCACUGAAGCUGAUGACCUCAUCUAAUGAUUUCCUGUCAGCCUUCCAGAUGUUUGGGACUUCAUUUGCCCUAGAGGAAGGUGUGCUUAAGACAGUUGAGAAGUUUGUUUGCAAACUGUAUGAUCAGGAUUGUUCCAGUGUUAAUACAGCUAGAUACAACAAAUUCUUAAUGGGCACAAAGACAGAAAUGAAUAUGCCCCCUACUCAUGAUGCACUAGUAAAGCACACUAUGAGAGCUAACUAUCAAUCUGCAAUACAUAUUAGAUGCUUUGAACAAUUUCCUGUUAUUCCAAGUCCACACAACCAUGGAUGGAAGGUAAUAGAUUCCAACAUAGAAAUAGUUUGGGGUGACCUUCCUCCUGCACCAAGUACCCUCCUCGAGCUAACCUAUUGCAGUUGCAAGAAGACCGGUUGUGAAGAACCCAAAACUCAUGGAAAGGGCAGAUGUUCAUGUCGUCAGCAUGGAGUCGCAUGCACUGAUCUAUGCAGAUGUAUUAAUUGUCAAAAUUCAGCUCAAAGAGGUCCCAUAAUGGAUGAGGACGAUACAGACAAUGAAGAUGAAGAUUAGAGGUGCUUAAAUUACAAAUGCUUGAAUGUUGCUCAUCAUACAUUUACACCACAUAAAAUAAAUCAAUAUUAAUCUGUAUUUGUCAGAAUUCAUUUCACCUUUACCAUUGUAAAGUUUCAUUAACCUUAAAAUGAGUGUGGUCAGACAGUGCCUAUAUAAUAGAAAACAUCCAAUCACACUUUGUUUUAAUGAAAUAAGCAGAAACAAUGACAGUCUCAAAUAAAUAAUUUUAUUUUGAAAUUAGAAUGCAUCAACAUACACUUACAUGUAUUUGCCAUACAACAGGCCUGCAUACAAACAUUGUGAUUAAAUGAACACCUAUUUCAUAUUCCUGGCUCUGAAUAAUUACUGGCAACAUACUAAAAGAGUUUUCUCUUUUUCAGUACUUAAUGGGUCAUAGGCUUUUUUCCAAUGUAUUCAAAGAUGCAUGGACCAUAGUACCAAUCUUAUUACUUUCUUAAAAGUCAUAUUUCUAAGGCAUGAAUGAUUUUUUUUUACCAUAAAUGAGGACUUUGUUCUUUUCUUGAUUUGCUUAUUUUGCAAAGAGACAUGCUUAGGUGCCAAUGUGCACACUGUAAAUUAAUACAUUAAUCUAAAAUUAUGGAUUUCUUGUGCAGCGUAUGUGUUUCCAGUUUUAUUAUCGAAGUAUCCAAAUUACCUUUGUACUGCAAGAUUUCAGACUUGGUAAGGGAGUCUUAUAUCCCAAAGUUUAUCACUAAUACCUUUGGAUGCUACUCUGAAUCAAUUGUUUUAUUAGAAUUUCUUAUUCAUUGUAAUUUGUAUAUUCAGCUUCUUGUGUACAUCUAUCCGAGUCUUUAUAAUUUUUUCUUCUACUCUGAGAAAAUGUCCUUACCUGCAAAAUACUUAUUGAACUAAAUCCAUACUAGUCCAUUCCACUCGUAGAUCAGCUUUCUAUCUGAAGUACUUGAUAAUCCAUGAUACAGCUAGAUGUUCCUUCCUAAGGUGUUAAUUGAUCAACUUUUUAUUGUUAGAUUGGGGGAAAAUAUUUAUCUUUAUACCCUUUUCAAUUAAUUGAGAAAAAAUGUAAAAGGAUAAGUCAGAUGGAUUAUAAUUUGAAAAUGUAACGAGAGAGUUGGGAAUAUUUAUGACUUUUUUAAAAUUUCAUUAUGUCAAUUUAGAAGGUACAGUGUAUAUGUUAAUGGCUUUAAAGUUUUAUUCAGGAGUGGCACAACAUAUGGCAUGGAGAAAGAAGGAAAAUUUUCAGAUUUGUUCCCUCUUUCUGAUUGAAUAUGGUAAUUGCCAGCAUGCAGGAUAACAAGUUAAUUGAAAAUGUCUACUAGUCUAUCUCUUGUUUGUAUAAAACUUUAUGUCCUUAAUGAUAAAAAAUAGUCGUGGUUGACAGUUAAAUUUAUCAAUGUUCAUCGCACUUCUGUAACGUUCAUUAUCAAUUUUUUCUUUUAUGAUGCCAAUAUUUUCAAGUGUCUUUGUAUCAGCCAAGGUAAAUCCAUUAUCAUGUAACAAGAUAUAAUGUAUAUUGGUUGUUCUAUUGCGUAUAACUUACGAAAAUGCUUUAAACAUUAACAAGAUGAUAUGUUAACUGAUACACUCCUUUAACCAUGAUACUUGAAUAAGAAAUGUUAAUAUCAGUGUUUACUGCUGUUGAAUUAUGGUCUUCAGAUAUAACCUUCAAAGAAAUUUGUAAAUUUAUUUGGGGAUUUUGACUAUUGUAUAUAGUAAUAAGCAGUAUGCUAUAAGGUAUUGUUAUGCAACAACAAUGAUACUUCUUACUUUAAUAAGAAAUUUUAGUAUCAGUGUUAACUGCUGUUGAGUUAAGGUCUUCAGAUAUAACCUUGAAACAAACUUGGAAAUUUAUUUUGGAAUUUUGACUGUGAUACAUGUAACUUAGCAGUAUGGUAUAAUAUUUUGUUUUGCUACAAAAUUUCUUUUAUUUCCUUCAAUGAAGGUGGUGGAAAAUGUGAAAAUUACUGUAUUACAUGAAUUUUUGUAACAUGCAUGCAAGGACCAUAGUUUAUCAAUAUUAUAUACAUCUUGAAUAUGA
Lytechinus variegatus (green sea urchin) is the source of this 7136-nucleotide messenger RNA. RefSeq lists its product as uncharacterized. Lineage: Eukaryota; Metazoa; Echinodermata; Echinoidea; Temnopleuroida; Toxopneustidae. The coding region runs from base 266 to 5116 and encodes 1616 amino acids. The record is from RefSeq and is a predicted model, not a curated record. The transcript is spliced from 3 exons.